AUGAAAUACCGUAAAUAUUUUGAACCAUUUGAGGAACCUGAUUCCGUUUACCCUGAUGGAAGAAUCAAUAUCGGCUGCCCAUGUCUUCAUUCUGCCCUCGCACAUCAAUGCGGAUACCUCAUACGAGAGGCUUUGAAAUGUUUCAACUCAUCCGAAACAUCGCCGCGUGGAAUCGACUGCGAGAAACAAUUUGUUGCACACGCUGUCUGCUUGCAAAAAUGA
Caenorhabditis bovis is the source of this 222-nucleotide messenger RNA. Lineage: Eukaryota; Metazoa; Nematoda; Chromadorea; Rhabditida; Rhabditidae. The record is from the annotation of a GenBank genome assembly.